Messenger RNA from Echinops telfairi (small Madagascar hedgehog), 789 nucleotides. RefSeq names its product RPA interacting protein (gene RPAIN). The record is from RefSeq and is a predicted model, not a curated record. The transcript has 7 exons. Gene Ontology annotation, cellular component: PML body; nucleus. NCBI's taxonomy places the organism in Eukaryota, Metazoa, Chordata, Mammalia, Afrosoricida, Tenrecidae. Gene Ontology annotation, biological process: protein import into nucleus. The coding region runs from base 1 to 660 and encodes 219 amino acids.
AUGGCCAGCCCGUCGGGGUCGCCGCACCGCUCGCUGUAUAAAGUGGUGGGCUCGCCGCCUUGGAAAGAGGCGUUCAGGCAAGGAUGCCUGGAAAGAAUGAAGAACAGCCGGGACAGGCUCCUGAACAGGUACCGCCAGGCUGGAGGCAAUGUGCCCAGAGGAGCUCAGAACACCUUUCUAGUGCACGAGGUGAUGGAAGAGGAGUGGAAUGCUCUGCAGUCGGUGGACAGAUGUGCAGAGACCCUGGCUCAGGUGGAGGAGCCAGUGGGUCUGGCUGUGCUUGAGGAAAUCCAACAGGAGCUGAUCAACCAAGAACAGUCCAUCAUCAGCGAGUACGAGAAGAGCCUGCAGUUUGAUCAACAGUGUCUCAACAUCAUGCUGGCUGAGUGGGAAGCAAACCCCCUCAUCUGCCCUGUGUGUACAAAGUAUAACCUGGGAAUAACCAGCGGCGUGGUCGUGUGUCCCUGUGGUCUGUACAUCCCAUCUUAUUCUCCAGAGUUGACUGAGUCGAAGCUCCGAGCCUUCUUAGAGGAUCGUGUACAUGAGCAUAGUAUGCACUGUUCCCACAUGCCUGGGUUUUCGGUCACCGAAGGAACUGGAGAGAAGCCCAAUCUCCUCAUGAGCUGUGUGGCUUGUGAUUUUUGGGCUAUCAUCCUCUAGAACCAGCCUUGCCUUAGCAUCCGGCUCCAGGGCUUGACGUGACUCCUCCUCCCUCACGCCCCAGUCUGGGAGUCUUUGUAUAUACAUUGUUUACUUCUAAUUUAUUUUGUAUUAAAACUGUACAUUCUU